GGAUUCCCAGCCAGGCAACUUCGGCCCUGAGUCACAAAUGCACAUUUGACGUGGCUUUGCGGGCUGGGAAGUCUCCAUCAUGCUCAUUGGUCUUGAGGGGCCACAUUUGCCGCCACGAGUUCGCCUGCUACAUCGCAUGCAGACGAGGGGCACGCACCGCAUUGCGCCGCACGAGAGUCCCCCUGAGCCUCGAGUUUGCUCUCAGCCACUUGCCCGAAGGUUCUCUUUCAGUUUGAGAAGUUCGAAACGCAAGUUGGGGUCGAUGAACGCCAGGCGACGAGAGUUUGUUGCAAGAGGAGAGUUGCGAUCGGAGCGGUGGCGGCAUGCAAGGUGACAGCGCCCCUCAGAAAUGCACUGCGCUGUAUGGUCUCUGACCAACACCGCACCUGCUGCCACAUUCCUGGGGAGAAGAGAGUUACUCUGUGAACCAGCUUCUGACGGGUUUCAACAGCCCCAGCUUAUCCCCCGAACUAGAAGAGGCUGCUUUCAACCAGCAACCAUGCCUUCCGCUGCGGUGCUUCCAAUGAUUGCGGCUCGCCAGCUGUCAAGCCAAACGGGCCGGGGUCGGAAACCUGCCCAGCCCCCCACGACCACCAAGAUUGCUGCGUCGUUUGCAAACGUGGAAGCCCCCAUUUUAGGGGGGAAGUCUGAGCCCAAGGUGGUACCCCCCAUGGCAGCGCCAGAAGUAAUCAGGGCAGUCCCAAUGUCAUCCAGCCUGGCUGGGAAUGCCGCGUAUGAGGUGGAGAGGAACACGCUCGAGCGCCAGCUCAGCAGCCUGGACCUGACGAUCAUCCAAGAGCCUAGCAAAGAACAGGUCGAAGCUGACAACCUCCCCCGCAGUGACAUCAUCGCCCGCAGUGUGACCAUCCUCCGCGAGAACGACUUCGGGGGCUACACCAUUCCGGCCAAGGGCCUGUACCCGUACCAGUGGAACUGGGAUAGUGCACUGGUCGCGAUGGGUUGGGCCAUGUUCGACGAGGCGCGCGCAUGGGAGGAGCUCGAGACGCUCUUCAGCGCGCAGUGGGCCGACGGCAUGGUUCCUCACAUCGUCUUCCACCGCCCCUGCUCGACCUACUUCCCAGGGCCUGACACGUGGCAGGCUGGCAGCAGCACGCACUCCAGUACGGGGAUCACCCAGCCGCCCGUGGCGGCAAUCAGCGUGCGGAAGAUCGUGGAGGGGAGCGGGAACCGGGAGGCCGCACUGCGGCGCGCGGCGGCGCUGUUCCCGAAGCUGAUGAGGUGGCAUAGGUGGUUUGUGACCGCGCGCGACCCCGAGGGGCGGGGUUUGGUGGCGACGCUGCACCCAUGGGAGAGCGGCAUGGACAACAGCCCCAUGUGGGACGAGGCCCUUGCCGCGGUGCCCGUCGACCCCAUUCCGCCGUACGUCCGCAAGGACCUCGGACACGUGGACAGCGCCAUGCGUCCGAAGCAGGCGGAGUACGACCGGUACCUGACUCUGCUGUACCGAUUCCGCGCGGUGGGUUACGACCCCGCGCAGCUGUACCACAUGUCGCCCUUCCGCGUGUCUGACGUGUGCACCAACUCGGUACUGUACCGGGCGAACCGGGACCUCCGCUGGCUUGCACUCCAACUCAACGAAACGGAAGCAGUGUUUGAGAUCGACUCGUGGCUGGAGCGCGCCCGCGCCGGUUUCGAGACCCUCUGGGACGGUUCCGCCGGAAUCUACCGGAGCCAGAACCAGCUGACCGGAACGCUCAUCCCGGCCGCCACCAGCGGCGGCUUCCUGCCGCUCUUCGCCGGAGUGCCGUCUACCGACCGCGCCUCAGUGCUCGCGGACACCAUCUCCCGGUGGGCGGAUUCCGUCCGGUAUUCCGUUCCGUCCUUCGAUCCGGCGGACGUCCGGUUCGAGCCGCUGCGCUACUGGCGGGGCCCGGUGUGGGCGAUCGUGAACUGGAUGAUCACGGACGGGUUGCGGAGUUAUGGGCACCAUAAGCUGGCGGAGCGGGUCAUACGAGAUACGCGCACGCUGACGAGCAGUAGUGGAAUGUACGAAUAUUUCAACCCGAUUGACGGCGCGGGUGCUGGGGGCAACAACUUCUCGUGGACGGCCGCCAUGUGUUUGAUGUGGCUGGACCGGAAAACGGAAGGGCAGUAGCCGGAAGCGGAACCGCAGGGUACCGUAGUACCAGAGAAGGGAACGUAAACAGCAGUCUGAAAAAGAAGCACAGACGGGACAGUUUUGUCACUUGUACAGGAACAGGGGAAAGGGUGGGGAUUCAUUCGAACCGAACAGUGCUUUCGCGCGUACGUUGCAAUUCGAAGAUGUCGGGACAUCUAAAUAAUGGGAGAAAUCAGUAAUGCCGAUUCUUUGGAUGCCACGCCGGGCUAGUAAGAAGGGUAUUGGUAAUCGAGUCAGGGCUAAUCUGGCCUCUGUUCAGACAAACUAUAGAUCAGUGUAACAUUCAUUAAACCUUUCUUAGGGCAGAUUGAAACAUGAACGCACAUUGCGGACCGUCGAAGUGGAUAUGCAAAAGAAAAGCAGUAGUAAUCAGGAUGGCCUAGUGAUUUGACGGGAAUUUGGUUCUAACAGUAGCAACAUUCUUUGUCCGGCCUACCAUUCUUCCGCGCACUUUCAAACACGAUUGUACGGUCUGUUCCAUUUAUGAACGCGG
Molecule: messenger RNA, 2633 nt
Organism: Klebsormidium nitens
Lineage: Eukaryota; Viridiplantae; Streptophyta; Klebsormidiophyceae; Klebsormidiales; Klebsormidiaceae
Source: the annotation of a GenBank genome assembly